AUGCCCGUGGAUCUCGAAUAUAUCGCCGCUGGCGGUAACAGGCAUCCGUCAGCGGCAGACUGGGCGCCUGGCUUACUGGCUUUCGGGGCUGGCAACAAUAUUGCCCUCUGGAAUCCCACCGACCGCACAAAUCGAGGGAUUUUCGCUCUGCUCAAUGGCCAUACUGACGUCGUCAAUGCUGUGAAGAUCUACGACGAACUUGAAGGACGAAGUCUCAUUACCGCCGGUGCGGACAAAACUGUUCGAGUAUGGAGAGCAUCUGCCAAUACAUUUGAGCAAGUGCAGUGUCUAGAGGAGCACAAGGGAUCCAUCAACUCCAUCUCUAUUCUGCCCCGCCAAAAUCUGUUCGUCACGGGCGGAGCCGAUGGCACAGUGAAGGUGUGGACGUUCUCCGCGUCACAGGCUCGACUCGCAGAGUCGAUUCAGGUCCAACCUCGAUUCAUCCCGUUGACUUCCGCGUUGGUGGAGCUCGGCGAUGGCAUGGUCGUUCUUGCGGUUGCAGGCACCUCGACGCUCAUCCACCUAUAUUGCCGCCAAGCUUCGACUUCAACAUUCAAGCUCCAAACGACCCUGACUGGACAUGAAGGAUGGAUUCGUUCGCUCGACUUUACGAAUGAAUCCGAGUCGAACGAUCUUAUCCUUGCAUCUGCUAGUCAAGACAAAUAUAUUCGCCUGUGGCGCUUCAGAAAAUCUUCGCUCGCACGUCCGGCUGGAUCAACUACUCCUGACACGAAAAAGUCAAUGUCCAACAAAGCGCACCAGGUCGGAAGCGACAGCAACACCUACAACGUCACUUUUGAAGCCCUUCUCAUCGGCCACGAAGAUUGGAUAUGUACAGUGCGCUGGCAGCCGCGACAGAGUGCAGGUUCUGCAGUACAGCUGCUGUCUGCCUCUGCCGACAACUCUCUCGCAACCUGGGAGGCUGACGAAGCAUCCGGCGUCUGGAUCUGUCGAACGCGGCUGGGCGAGAUCAGUUCUCAAAAAGGCUCUACGACGGCGACUGGAAGCACAGGCGGCUUCUGGAUUGGAUUGUGGGAGCCAUCGGGCAUAGAGGUGGUGAGUCUAGGUCGUACUGGCGCUUGGCGGAGAUGGCAAUACGACAGUAGCAGCGAUGGGUGGCUCCAACGAAUUGGUAUCAGUGGACAUUCUCAAGAAGUCAGGGGCGUGGCUUGGGCAACGGAUGGCUCGUACGUGCUCUCUACUGGAGCUGACCAGACAACGAGGUUGUUUGCCGAGUGGAAACGAGGUGACGUAUGCUCGUGGCACGAGUUCUCCCGACCACAGAUUCAUGGUUACGAUCUGAACUGCAUUGACUCAUUGACUCCUCGGCAAUUCCUCUCCGGGGCCGACGAAAAGCUGCUGCGAGUGUUUUCUAAACCGCGCGCCAUUGGAACUUUGCUGUCGAAUCUGAGCGGAACGACGAGCGAAGUAAAUGACCUGCUGCCCGAAGGGGCAAGCAUACCAGUCCUCGGCUUGUCGAAUAAAGCGGUUGGCGAGGACGACGAUGUCGACGGCGAGAAAACCAACGGCGAUGAUCCCACGACUCACGUUCAUGACCAUGCCCUAGAGCUUGAUCAACCACCGCUCGAGGAUCAUCUAGCUCGUCAGACAUUAUGGCCGGAGCACGAAAAGCUUUAUGGCCAUGGGUACGAAAUCUCAGCCGUUGCUGCCAGCCACGACGGGUCAAUAGUUGCGACGGCUUGCAAGGCUUCGUCCAUCGACCACGCCGUCAUCAGACUGUACGAGUGUCAGGAGUGGCGGGAGGUGAAACCGCCGUUAUCCGCACACAACCUGACAGUCACCUCUCUCGCUUUCUCUGCAGACGACCAAUACUUGCUGAGCGUGAGCAGAGACAGGCAGUGGACGCUUUUCAGGCGCGAUUCAGAAAAGUCACAAACUUUCGAGCUCAUGGCGAGCAAUCCGAAAGCUCAUUCACGAAUGAUACUCGACUGCUGCUGGGCACCGAGAGCACAAGAUGGUGACUAUAUCUUUGCAACUGCUGGUCGAGAUAAGUCCGUCAAGGUCUGGGUUGUCAAAUCAUCGACGGAUAUUGAAUGCAUCAAGACCCUCACCGCGAGCGUGCCAGUCACUGCUAUCGCGUUCGACCCGAAGCUGGCGCAAGGGGGGUACAAAUUGGCGUACGGAACUGAAGACGGAGCUCUACACAUCGUCCAGUUAUCGGAAAGUCCUAUGGAGGUGGUGGCUGAUUUGCCUGUGGACAAUCGUGUGUUGCCCUCUGGACCCAUCAACGCUAUUCAAUGGAGACCCAAGCCGGCCGCAGAGGUCGCAGGUCCAGCGCUUGCAGUAGCCAGCGAUGACACCUCCUUCCGAAUCUUGAGAAUCCAGCCGUAG
Neohortaea acidophila is the source of this 2352-nucleotide messenger RNA. RefSeq names its product WD40-repeat-containing domain protein. The coding region runs from base 1 to 2352 and encodes 783 amino acids. The transcript has a single exon. Gene Ontology annotation, biological process: tRNA wobble uridine modification. NCBI's taxonomy places the organism in Eukaryota, Fungi, Ascomycota, Dothideomycetes, Mycosphaerellales, Teratosphaeriaceae. The record is from RefSeq and is a predicted model, not a curated record. Gene Ontology annotation, molecular function: protein binding. Gene Ontology annotation, cellular component: elongator holoenzyme complex.